AAAAAAAUUCUCAUUCAAUUUUCCACUUUUCCCGGUAACCUAGGUUACACUACUGUGGUUGUUGUGAUAACAAUGCCUCCAAUCCUGGUGCCUCAGGUAAGAGUUGAUGCAGUAUGACCUCUCUAGACAAAAAAUACCAAAUCAGGGAUGUUGACUUGCCCAUAGAUUCUGUAUUUUUGUGUGUAAAAUGUUAGCAAAAAGCACUAAACUUAUCCAAUGCAUCUUUAUUACAAUGCAAAUAAGGCUAUGUGGCAUUAACAUAAACUGUGGUGUAAUUUCACUACAAUCCUGUGUUGGACUUGUGCUCCUGUAGUCACACACAUACAUAUACAUCUGUCUGUUUAUCCAUUCACACAGGACAGCCAUCAUUGGUAUGUGUUACCUUCCUCUACCUCCCUUUGUGUUACAUCCCCUCUCCUCUCCCGUUUCCUGUGUCCUGGCUGGUUGUCAUGACCACCGUUACCAAGGAGAGCGGAGGCUACAGAAGAAAGGAAACCUGAACCACAGAUCUUGAUGCCACGAUAUUUAAUUCAUCGGCACAACGGAACACCGAGGUUCAGUGUAACACAGAUGGAGCGAGAGCGGCCUCGGGCAGAAGGGAAAUUUCUGAAUAUGAAGACAAAGAGAUACUGUCACAACCUUCUGUUACAGAGAGGCUCUAAUUUUUUCCCUCCAUUAGCUGUUUACUCAACAAUAUAUUGAUAAGAACUAUUAUAAAUGACGUGAUACAGUCAUGCCAUUUCAGUCUGUUUAUGUUUCAGCUACAUUUUCUUUACAUUUAGUGGAAAUUAAUUCAUUAAGAUAAAACACAAAAAGCAAUGCUGGGUAAGGCUUCAGGAUUCUGGGUCAUAACAUAGUGGUGACUUUUUUUUUUUUUUUAAACCUAUAACCUGUGUAUUUCUCCUGUGUAUUUUCAGCAUGUCAGCCUCAUUGUGAGAGAUACUGUGACCCCACUUUGCAAAGCUGUUUCUCCCUUUCAUCGUCAUGUCAGACAAAAAAGGCAAAUGAGGCUAUUUUUUUGUGAAAGCUCCUUUAAAAUACACACAAGUUUGUGCUGUAUGGAGCAACACAAAGUGUGGAAUCCCCAUUGUAGAGGCCCCCUCGUGUUGUCUUUGUGUUAACUGAUCCACCUACAGACACUGCUCCAUCCACCUCUCCCUCCUUUUGUUGUCUCACCCUCUUUUGCCCUCUCCCUCCCUCCCUCCCUCUUGUGAGUGUUUUUUUUCCUGGGGUUCAGUCUAGCUUUCGCAGGUUUGACUGUCAGCAGCCGUACUGAAGAUGGGAGGCAGCAAACUGAGGCUCUAUUUACCCUUAAGUCUCACUAUGCUGCCCUGAUUUGUUAUUUAUGCUCUUGCUGGAACUGUGUUGACCCAUUUGGGCUGCGUAGAUACCAAAAGGAAACAGCUUUGGGGGGGAGGGUGAUGCAGAGCAGCAGCUGAAGUGGCCUUGUCAAGGUUUGGACCCCAGCGCGUUUUAUUGUCAACAAGGAGACACUUCAGCCGGUCUGAGCAGCAGUGUUGGAUGAUGAGCUCUGCUGGCUGUUUUCCUCUGGAAACCUGUGCUUUUUUCCAAGAUUAAAAAGCUUGUUUUCCUGCAAAGCUGGAAGGACCCUCUUUCGACUGACCCCUCUACAGCUGAUUGUCUAUCUCUCAGUGGAUAUUUCUUUCAUUUACUCUGUGAGGAGAAAACAUUGGAUUUCUGUUGACCAAGAGGAUAAAAAGCUACGGCGAAAUUUUACUCUGUGUAAUCGAGCAUCGCUAUUUUCAACCUUGCCGUGACAGGAUACACUCACAGCAGCAUCAGUGGCCUCGAAUCCAGGUGUCAGGUUCUAUCAGUCUGAUCCAUCUAGGUAAGGCUACACCGAACCAGGAGAGUGACACUGACAUCACUGCUGCUCAACAAUCUGCCUCCUGGGUUUGAACCACGGUUGAAGGCAGAGAACCACUUCCACACACAAACUACGGCCUGGCUGAGAUCCAUUUCAUCCACAAAGGCCUGGACUGUGAAGCCCGAUCGAUCCUGCUUCCGCAGGCCGCCACAGGUGGCUGCACAGCUAUCGACUACUCAAUAAUGCAUUGACUCAAACCCAGGAGUGAAUAGGAGGGGAAAGUGUGAGAGCCUCUGAUCCUCUGAAAAGGUGGAUGACUGUCGAGAGAAAGCGAACGAUUACAUCUGGAUAACCCAGCUGAAUUGAGGGCAUGUGGAAGUGAAAACAGUGAGCAGAUGUUGAAGAGAAAGAGAAAAAGAGAAGAAAAUGGCUGCUGACAAAGUGAAAUUGGGGCGAGGACCGUAGGAAGCUUGGCCAAGUCAGACGACAGAAAGACAAGUCAACCAAGACAUUGAACUUUGAAGACCAAAAGAAGGUUAAGAACAAAAACAGGAUCUCACCGUAGAGGCAACUGUAGUAGUAAGAGAAACUGGUAGUAGUCAGUUGAAGCUGUGAGUCUAAGAAGCUAUCAUCAUGGUGAACACUGGCAUGCAGCUGAUCAGCUUCACCUGCGCAGUGACCGGCUGGAUCAUGGCGAUCGCUGUCACGGCCUUGCCUCAGUGGAAGGUCUCUGCCUUCAUUGGUAGCAACAUCCUGACCUCAGAGAUCAAGUGGGAAGGCAUCUGGAUGAACUGCAUCUACCAGACCACUGGUCACAUGCAGUGCAAGACAUACGACUCCAUGCUGGCUUUGCCUCCGGACAUCCAGGCAGCCCGUGCCCUCAUGUGUUUGGCCAUCUUCAUGGGCUGGCUCUCCUGCACUGUGUCCUGCUGCGGCAUGAAGUGCACCACCUGCGCCGGUGACGAUCGCCGAGCCAAGGCCGGCAUCGCGCUCUCAGGCGGAGUUCUCUUCAUUCUCACGGGCCUGUGCGUUUUGGUUCCGGUUUCCUGGACUGCUAACACCGUCGUCCAGGAUUUCUACAACCCCAACGUGCCCUUGAUGCACAAAAGAGAGCUGGGCCAGGCGAUUUACCUGGGCUGGGCGGCUGCAGUUAUUCUUAUGAUCAGUGGAGCUGUGCUGAGCAGCACCUGCCCCCUCAUGGAGAGGGGCGGCAGAUACCGGAGGGGUUACAUAGGCCGGAGCUUUGCUAAUUCACCCGCUUCAGCGCCAGAUCCCCCAAAACCUAUCACAUCCAACAGUCUACCAUUGAAAGAGUAUGUAUAGGAAGAAGGAAUACCAGCAAGUGGAGAGAAGGGGAAGUUGAUGCUGUUAAAAACUUUGUAACUCUGGUUCUUUCCUAUAUUUACUGUCCCAGGUUUUAGGUCUGUGACUUUUAAGCUAUAAAUUGAGAUCUAUAUAUUUAUUAUAUAUAUAUUUUCAACCUAUAUUUUGCUUAGUUUGUGUAUCUCUUUGUAAAGUUAACUUGUCUUCAGUA
Molecule: messenger RNA, 3362 nt
Organism: Lates calcarifer (barramundi perch)
Lineage: Eukaryota; Metazoa; Chordata; Actinopteri; Centropomidae
Gene: cldn35
Product: claudin 35
Exons: 1
Coding region: 2462-3151 (229 amino acids)
Biological process (GO): bicellular tight junction assembly; cell adhesion
Cellular component (GO): plasma membrane; bicellular tight junction
Molecular function (GO): structural molecule activity
Source: RefSeq, a predicted model, not a curated record